Messenger RNA from Motacilla alba alba, 735 nucleotides. Its product is annotated as proline-rich protein HaeIII subfamily 1-like. The record is from RefSeq and is a predicted model, not a curated record. The transcript has a single exon. The coding region runs from base 1 to 735 and encodes 244 amino acids. NCBI's taxonomy places the organism in Eukaryota, Metazoa, Chordata, Aves, Passeriformes, Motacillidae.
AUGGGAGCCCUCGCGGGGCGGGGCCAACAGCGCGCCACGCGCACGCGCGGAGCAGCACAAGGAGCGGGGCGGCCAGCGCCACCCGCCGCCCCGCAGAGCCACCCCCCCGCGGGCACCCGGGAGAGCCCCGCCGCCCCGCAGAGCCACCCGCCCGCGGGCACCCGGGAGAGCCCCGCCGCCCCGCAGAGCCACCCCCCCGCGGGCACCCGGGAGAGCCCCGCCGCCCCGCAAAAGAACCCCCCCGCGGGCACCCGGGAGAGCCCCGCCGCCCCGCAGAGCCACCCGCCCGCGGGCACCCGGGAGAGCCCCGCCGCCCCGCAAAAGAACCCCCCCGCGGGCACCCGGGAGAGCCCCGCCGCCCCGCAGAGCCACCCGCCCGCGGGCACCCGGGCCGGCCCCGCCGCCAGCCACGCUUGCCGCACUCCAGCGCCCGACCGCCGAGACAGCCCCCCUGCGCAGGCCAGCCCGGGAAACCGGGAAUUAGCACCGAGCGUACGAUUCCUCCCUUCCAGGCAAGGACAGCAACCAACCGACGUCCAGGGUGGGACGUGUAUUUCACCGGUUCAUUCACAACAAUAUGUCAGAUACCGAAAAUAUGACACAGAUGCAAGCUCUUCGCGGGCAAGCCAUAACGCUAACGUGCCAUUUUCCAAGAACGCUUUUCCCCACUACAUUCAGCAGAAGGCAGCGGUCUGUGCCAGCUGCAUCCAAAAGAUCUGCUUCUGUACCCUGUGA